Molecule: messenger RNA, 3719 nt
Organism: Nyctereutes procyonoides (raccoon dog)
Lineage: Eukaryota; Metazoa; Chordata; Mammalia; Carnivora; Canidae
Gene: PRELP
Product: proline and arginine rich end leucine rich repeat protein
Exons: 3
Coding region: 193-1332 (379 amino acids)
Cellular component (GO): extracellular exosome
Molecular function (GO): protein binding; heparin binding
Source: RefSeq, a predicted model, not a curated record
UACUAGGAUCUGGGAGAAGAAAAGCCAGGCAAAUACAAGCACGCAGGCACCACUGGGAGGUUAGAACUUCUAGCCGGCUCUCUGCUGCCGCAGCCCCACCGAAGGGUGGGGGAGGAAGAGGGGGAGCCUUGCCCGGGACUAAACCCACAGCUGAGAGGAGAGGCAGGUGUGUGCAGGUGUGUCACCUGGAUCAUGAGGUCAUCCCUCUGCUGGCUCCUCCCACUUCUCCUCAUCUUGGCCUCAGUGGCCCAAGGCCAGCUAACAAGACGACCAAGACCCAGACCCAGACCCAGGCCCAGACCCAGGCCUACACCCAGCUUUUCUCAGCCCUAUGAGCCACCGGAACCUACAGACCUGCCCCCUCCCCUCCCACCAGGUCCUCCCUCUAUCUUCCCCGACUGCCCCCGGGAAUGCUACUGCCCCUCUGAUUUCCCGUCUGCCCUCUACUGUGACAGCCGCAACCUCCGAAAGGUCCCUAUCAUCCCACCCCGCAUCCAUUACCUCUAUCUGCAGAACAACUUCAUAACUGAGCUCCCAGUGGAGUCCUUCCAAAAUGCCACAGGCCUGAGGUGGAUCAACCUGGAUAACAACCGAAUUCGCAAGAUAGACCAGAAGGUACUGGAGAAACUACCCAGUCUAGUAUUCCUCUACAUGGAGAAGAACCAGCUGGAAGAGGUGCCCUCGGCCUUGCCCCGGAACCUGGAGCAGCUGAGGCUGAGCCAGAACCAGAUCUCCAGAAUCCCACCCGGCGUCUUCAGCAAGCUGGACAGCCUGCUGCUCCUGGAUCUCCAACACAACAAGCUGAGUGAUGGUGUCUUCAAGCCCGACACCUUCCAAGGCCUCAAGAACCUCAUGCAACUCAACCUGGCUCACAACAUCCUGAGAAAGAUGCCACCCAAGGUGCCUGCAGCCAUUCACCAGCUCUACCUGGACAGCAACAAGAUUGAGACCAUCCCCAACGGAUACUUCAAGGGCUUCCCCAACCUUGCCUUCAUUCGCCUUAACUACAACAGGCUGUCAGACAGGGGGCUCCCCAAGAACUCCUUCAACAUCUCCAACCUGCUGGUGCUCCAUCUGUCCCACAACAAGAUCAGCAGUGUGCCUGCCAUCAACAACAAGCUGGAACACCUGUAUCUCAACAACAACAGCAUAGAGAAAAUCAAUGGGACCCAGAUCUGCCCCAACAACCUAGUUGCCUUCCAUGACUUCUCCUCAGAUCUGGAGAAUGUGCCACACCUCCGCUACCUGCGGCUGGAUGGGAACCACCUGAAGCCGCCCAUCCCGCUGGACCUCAUGAUGUGCUUCCGCCUGCUGCAGUCCGUGGUCAUUUAGGCCUUACUCUGCCACCCAGAUCUCCUCUGACCACACUUGAAUGCUGGUGACCCGGGUGCCUGUGCCCACCAUUCGUGUUCUUUAUCUUCCUUUCUCAUUGCCAGCUUUGCCUUUCUCAUCCCAUCUUCCCAAGGCAGGAACUAGCCACACACUCUGCUGCACCUGCAGCUUCUAGAGCAAGUCGUCUAAGGGCUUGAUUUGGUUCAGCCAGCUCAAAGACACCCACUGCACACCCACACUUCUGGCACCAGAAGCAUAGAUGUGUGUCUAAAGACAACUUCUUCUCUCUCCUCCUCUCACUCCUGGGGUAAGUCGGGGCCAUGGGCUGAUAUCUGGAACUUGGUCCUGGUCAAAACAAGGAGAAGGUGGUCAGGAGCAGCCCAGAGGUGAGGUUUUGGAAAGUCCUGCUGCAGACUCCACCAUCACAGGCAGCUACGGCCCAAGCGGGCCCCUUAGCCACAGAUCACACCUUCUAAAACUGCUGCUCCACCGGCCUGUUCACUGGCACCAGACGUUGCACUGGCUCCCUACCAGCCUGGGUUCUCCAGCAAGGAAGUGUAAGGGAGUGGCUGAAGGACGGUGGAGGGUCAGGGUUCCUCACGAGGACCUGCAUCUGGCAGUCUCUUCACAGGGAUAGCUGAGCCUCUUCUACUCAAGAGUAAGAGCAGGAAGGAGCGGUCCAGGAGAAGAACCGCUCCAGGAACUAGGGAUCAGCCGAUGGAGGAGGCGUGGCAGUCAGAGCCCUGGGGAUGGGCCCCUGUGGGUGCAGAUAGAUCUUGCAGCCCCCUUGCCAGUCUGGACAAGAGGCCUGAUGCCCUGAGCAACACAGUGUCCAUAGUGAGGGGUACAGAGCCACCAGCCCAGCCCACCAUCUGUUCUCUAUCAAUGUGGUGGCCCAAUCCUGUCCAAAGCCCGGAAGCAGUUCCUGAGAAAGUGCUCUCAAAGGGGCGGAGCCCCCGGGGGUAGAAGCCUGUUGCGCCGUGCACAGCCGGGCUUCCCCGGCUAAGGCAGAUGCAUCAGUGACACCUGGUGGCUGGUACAGGUCACAGCUGGCUCCUGUCUUCUUGCCUGUCUUCAGGAUGGUUUUACAAGGUUAAGGAGCUGGCCUCAGGUUCCAGCUUGAAGAGCCAUGGGUCAUGUGUGUGGUGUCUCCUCUGGGGUGUACAGGGUGCAAAGGUACUGGUGGCCUUGAGGCCGGGGGGUGGGGGGCUGGUUCCCAUCACAAGUGAGCACAAAUGGGAACCUUCAGGAACCCAGGCGAGGAUGUAGUUUCUUCCUGUGUGCUGUCUGACCUUGUGGUCCCUCUAACUUCUGCCCCCACAUCUGGAUCCCAGAUCUCUCCAGCAUUCACAGUCUGGUCUGUGGCUCCACUCCCUAAACCACACUCGAAUUAUCUACUAUCCCUGCCACUUGCAGUAAGUUAUUCCCUAUACGGACCAUCCCUCCCCUUGAAGAUCCACCACCCCACCCCACCUGGGCCAGGUGAGUGGCUUGGCAGGCCUCCAAGCAGAGCCUGGGUCCCAUAGGGCUCAUUCAUCUUCAUUCCUCUAGGGAAUGUUGCCCCUCUAUAGCUCCCUAGAGUAUAUGUUGGGGAGUGGGGGGAGGUGGAUGCUCUAGAAAUAAGUAGGACACAGUGCCCACCCUCAUUAGGCUGAGAAACAUUCCAGAGAUUUUUAAGAAAUUAGGUUAAGCUAGGACCCUAACCUCAAGAAAUUCCCACAGAAGUCUCUCUCCUUUCUCUUUUGCUCAUUUACAGAAAACAGGGUCCAUUUCCCCUUAGCGUCUUUCCCCAUGCUCCCCUCUAGCUGCCGAUCCUUCCCAGCUACUGCUGGUUUCUCCAAGGCUCCUGUUGAAAGUCAAUAUAUUAUUGUGGCUGUAGGCAACCUGGUACUGAAGCCUGGAUAAGCCCCCACUUCUGCACCAAACUCGCACUUUGCAAUCUCUGCCCCUCGGACGAGGCCCUCAGGGGAGCACAGCUCCUGGGGUUCCUUGAGGGCAGGGGGCAUUUCUGCUCCUGCAAAAUCUAAAUUGUUUUGUUUCAGCAGCAAAACAUCCCCAUCAUCCCAUUGCCCCAUCUAGAUGCAGUCUGCUUCCGCGUUGCUCCCUGCAGCUGUAAGCCAGAGGGGAUUCAGGGGAAGUUCACUUUGCAGCAAAUCCUCUACUCCCCUCUGCCCAGUGCUGACUUCCCUUGGAUUUCAGGAAGCCCCGCCUCCAUAAGCAAGUUCAUUCUCUCGGUGCCAUUGGCAUCUACGCAGACAGGUGUGUGAGUAGAUGUGUAGGUUACUCUACUGCAUCUGUUCUUCCUUCAGAACCAUGUUCACUUUGUGAAACAACUUUUACACUCCAACACGCUUUACAGCAGAAGGAAUAAAGGAAUAUGAAAAAUA